Molecule: messenger RNA, 2590 nt
Organism: Lepisosteus oculatus (spotted gar)
Lineage: Eukaryota; Metazoa; Chordata; Actinopteri; Semionotiformes; Lepisosteidae
Gene: tnfsf10l4
Product: tumor necrosis factor (ligand) superfamily, member 10 like 4
Biological process (GO): immune response
Cellular component (GO): membrane
Molecular function (GO): tumor necrosis factor receptor binding
Source: RefSeq, a predicted model, not a curated record
ACUGCGCUCGGGACUUUCCGACUGGGAAGGACCGCAGUUCUUGUAACGGGCAGGUUUGCUUGGGCUCAGUAAGGCGGCUGGGGGGGCUCCCAUUUCUCUGUAGACCCUGUUUUUAAUCUUUGCUGCUGAGUUAUCAUAACGAUGUGGAUCCCCACGACAGAAACAUGACUACCGAGUCCCAGACCCACCGCAUCUACAGGCAGCUGGAGGAGAAAUUGUCGCCCAAGAGGAAGCUGAGCGUCGGGAGCUGGAAUAGUUUCGUUUUGGUUUUGUGUUUUUUACUCGGAGCGGAAGUGGUUGGGGCUGCCUAUCUGUUCUACAGUUUGGCUCUGGAAAUAAAGCAGACCCAGGAGGUGGCCAGGCUCGGAGAGUAUCCUGUACAGUGUUUGCAGUACCUAGUGGAUCCAGGCCUUCGAGAAAAUGCAUCUUUCAGCUCUGAAGACCUUGCCGGCUGUGACCAGUGGAAUGCGGAGCUCAAGAAAACUAUCGGGAAGCAACUGAUAUCUGAUGUCAGGAACACCCUGUAUCAGGAGCUUACAGCCCACAAUGUGUCCCUGACCCACGCCAACAAACCAGCCAUCCACCUGGGCCCCGAGCAGGGCUGGAGACAGUUUCUGUGGCUAAAGCCAGGCAGUCAAUGGGGCCCCAUGACGACUCCCAGAGGAGCCGUUGUACGCUGGGACAAUGUGAAUGGCAUGGCCGUGCAAGAAGGCAUGAUGGGAUACAGUCAGGAUGGAGGCAUAGUGGUGCCGCGAGAUGGGCUUUACUUUGUCUAUUCCCAGGUUUAUUACCACUCGCAGCGCCCAGCUGGCAAGGAGCAGGCCCAGCCUUUUCUACACUACAUAUACAGGAAGACAUCUUACCAGGAGCCUAUCCUUCUUUCUAAGGCUGCCUCCACUGGAUGCUGGAACAUGGAGCUGGAACGCGAUCUAGUUUCCAGCCACCAGGGGGCACUGUUCCAGCUGCAGCAGGGGGACCAGCUCAUUUUGAAGGUUCAUGACAUCCACUCUGUGUAUUUGAAUGAGGAUUCCACUUAUUUUGGAGCAUUUAUGGUAAUUUAACUGGUGAAGUUCAAAAUUACUGAACAGGUAUUGGGUUAAUCGAUUUUCUUCUCUAUUAUUGUUCUAGAAGAGCACUAAGGAAAUCUUUAUGUAAUGUCUUAUUGCCCACAAAGGCCAUGUCGCUAAAGUCUUGCAAGUGUGUUAUUUUACAGAAACUCUAGUUUUUAACUGCUGUGGUAUUUAUAAUGAUAAUAAUUAGCACACACGUAUUUCCCUUUGUGGGGAUUUGUGUCUGAUCAGGUUUGCACUCAUAUGAUUGCUAGCCAGAUCCACUCUGAUAAUGGUAUUAAUGGGAAAAGUAAAAAAAAAAGCUUAGUCUAAUUUUCAAACAACGCACAUCCGUUUAAAGAAUAAAAAUUAGAUCUAAUUUUCCCAUUUUGUACAAAAUAUUUUUAUUAAAAUAUUCUUGUGUUUUUAAUAAAAGUCUGUAAUGAAAUAACUGAAAAAAAUACUCAUUUCAGUAAUUUAACAAGGCAAACUUAUGGACAGGUCUUCUGAUGUCACAGAUUAUAUCUGGAGUGGGUAACACCAGCUAAGGGGUGCCAGGUUCCUAUGGGCUCCUUUAGCUUAGAGUAGCACCUGCUCAUACCAGGAGAACAGCCAGUUGAUCUUCUGAUAUUCUCCAUUAGUUCAGUUAAGGUUAAGGUCUAAGCUAUAUUAAAAAACCAAAACCAAAUGCAGCCUCGGCAGUCUGGAGUUGCCCACCCCAGUUACACAACAAAUAAUAUUCGGAGCUGGGACGUAUUUUUGCUGUGCAGUUUUGCAAACGACUGAUAUUUCUCUUUGACCGCAGUGCUACUCAAGCAUCUGGGGUGCAUUUUCUCAGCACAGCCAGUCUGGCUCAUUUCUUCAGUCACAUUUUACACUGCAGAUACCCCCUGGUACAUUGGGUGCACAGGGGAAGCUAUAGGGAGCAAGUUCAGCCAGAGUAUGACACUGUUUUGGGAAGACAGUUAAGAUAAGGGUUUGUCUGUACACAGUGCAAAAAAAAUGAAAAUAUAGAGAGUAAAAUGUAUGCAUUACAUUCAAACACUUUCACCUCACAGAUACUUUCAAAGUUUAUACAAUUUGUGAUUUAUUGCUCUCACACAGGCACUUGUAGGGUUAACUGAGGUGCACUCAGAGGUGGAUCCUUCUACACAAGGCUUAGACAUUCUGUUAAAGUGACUCUUACAAAUAGAACUAUUUGUAAGGUGUCCCCUUUAAAUACAGUGUCUAGUUCCAUAAUGGUAAUUGGAUCAAAUAAGGCCUGCUCUUCAAGCCUAUCUUUCCAUUGAAAGAGGUUUGGUAGGUCAAACCAGUGGGCAAUAGCUGUACUGCACAAACUACAUUAGGCUUCACAGUUUUAUCCCCAUUCAGUCCAAUCUCUGGCAUUUAAGAGAUUAGCCUACAUUUAAUGAUCACAUAGAACAUUUCUUGCGAGCCAUGAUGCUCCCUGUCUUUCAAUUAUUGUAAUAAGUAUUCUAAGGGAAAUUCAGUCCUUGUUAAUUGUUUCUGUUGUCAGUAACAUGCUUCUGUAUUUGUCCUUU